AUGUCACCGGACCUUUUUGACCAUCUCUUAUCACUUGUUGGACCACUCAUUGCGAAAAAGCACUGCAAAUCACGUAAACCAAUAUCACCUUCCAAGCGUCUUGCAGUUACCGUACGCUAUCUUGCCACGGGUGACUCCCAACAAAGUCACGCAUUUUAUUUCAGAAUUGGGCGUUCUACUGUAUCUAAUAUUGUGAAAGAAUCUUGCUACGCUUUGUGUACCGCACUAAAUCAGGAUUACCUUAAAUCACCAAGUACAGAAGAACAAUGGACUAAUAUUGCUGAUGAAUUUGAAAGAGAAUGGAACUUUCCGCAUUGUAUUGGUGCAUUAGAUGGGAAGCAUAUCGCAAUGGAAUGCCCUCGUAAUGCAGGAUCAGCGUUCUUCAACUACAAAAACGUCCAUAGUAUUGUACUAUAUUGGCGACGUGUGAUGCUAAAUAUUGUUUUACCUUGAUUGACAUUGGGGCAUAUGGACGAGAAAAUGACGCUGGAGUUCUGACAGAUCCUGCCUUCGGUCAAGCAUUUGAAUCUCAUGCAGUACACCUAAAUUUACCCCAGCCAGUCAAAGUUGGUACAAGGUGUCCACCUUAUGUAUUAGUUGGAGAUGAUAUAUUUCCUUUAAAAGAAUGGUUAAUGAAACCAUACCUGGGCAAGAAUUUAACUGAGCCAGAAAGAGUAUUUAAUUAUAGAUUAUCCAGGGCACGAAGAACUAUAGAGAAUGCUUUUGGUAUUCCGGCAGCAAAAUGGCGUAUUUUUCGAAGGCCAAUACGAGGCAGUGUUAAUUUAGUAGAGAAUAUUACCAGAGCCACAGUAUGUCUGCAUAACUAUCUACAGUUAACAGAUAAUGCAGCCUACAUUCCAGAGAGGUUUAUUGAUAGUGAAGACUCAGCUGGUAACAUAUAG
Molecule: messenger RNA, 902 nt
Organism: Paramuricea clavata
Lineage: Eukaryota; Metazoa; Cnidaria; Anthozoa; Malacalcyonacea; Plexauridae
Source: the annotation of a GenBank genome assembly